Molecule: messenger RNA, 1327 nt
Organism: Aspergillus costaricaensis CBS 115574
Lineage: Eukaryota; Fungi; Ascomycota; Eurotiomycetes; Eurotiales; Aspergillaceae
Product: intradiol ring-cleavage dioxygenase
Exons: 1
Coding region: 85-1200 (371 amino acids)
Molecular function (GO): oxidoreductase activity, acting on single donors with incorporation of molecular oxygen, incorporation of two atoms of oxygen; ferric iron binding
Source: RefSeq, a predicted model, not a curated record
CAAGCCUCUCUAGCCUCCAUCCCCUGCAACUAUCGUCUUUUUCUUGUCCAAUACCUUUGAGCUUCAUCUUUAAGCUCCCUUAAAAUGCAUGUCCAGAGCGUUAUCAAGUUGGCCGCGGUAGGAUGCGCAGUCCUUGCCACUGCUCAUCCCGGCCACCAAGAGAAGCGCGCCAACUCUGACCUCCUGAGCUUCAAAGCCAACAUGCGUCGUGGCUUGGAGAAUUGUGCUUCCAAGUUCGAGCGCAGUGGUCUCAAUGCUCGCGCCGAGGCUCGCCGUAGGGCUUUGGUGGACCUCCACCGGAGGCGUCUUGCUGCGCGAGAUACUGACUCGGUCCUCAACAAGUCCCACCUUGUGACCGGUUCUGAUAUCACACCUGACUCCUCUGCCAGCGAGAUCUUUGCCAAUACCAGUACCUGCAUUCUGAACCCAGAGGGUGAGACUGGCCCCUACUAUGUUCCUGGCGAGUACAUUCGAUCGGACGUCCGCGAAGACCAGUCAGGUGUCCCCGUGGUGAUUGAAGGCCAGUUCAUCAACGUUGAGACCUGCGAGCCAAUCACCGACCUGUACUGGGAUAUCUGGAACUGCAAUGCCACCGGUGUCUACUCCGGCCUUGUCGCCAACGGCAACGGAAAUACCGAUGACACUUCCAACCUGAACGCCACCUUCCUCCGUGGUAUCCAGAAGACUGACUCUGACGGUGUUGUCACCUUCGAGUCUCUCUUCCCGGGCCACUACUCCGGCCGUACCACCCAUCAUCACAUGGUUGCCCACCUGGAUGUGACUGUGCUUGACAAUAACACCAUUACGGGUGGCACUGUUGCGCAUAUUGGUCAGCUUUUCUGGGAUCAGGAUCUCAUCAACGACGUGGAGGCUACUUACCCAUACAACACUAACACUGUCACUCUCACCACCAACGCAGAGGACCGUGUCUUCUCCGACGAGACUGAAAACUCCGACUCUGACCCUGUCUUGAACUACGUCUACCUUGGAGACAGCUUGGAUGAUGGUCUCUUCGGAUGGGUGACUGUUGCUGUCAAUGUGUCUGCCACCUAUGACCCUAACUACAGCUUCAUCUACACCUCCAGUGGUGGCGUUGCUGUUGAUGACGACUCUUCCACUCCCGGUGGCGGUCAGUCUGGUGGCAGCCAGCCUAGUGGUGGUCAGCCCAGUGGUAGCCAGCCUACUGGAGGCCAAUUCUAAGAGAGCUCUGGUACAGAUGCCACAGGUGAUGGCGGGGUGAUGCGGUGAGACUCGAGAGGUUGAAGGCACUGUGUGUUUCGUGAUAAAGCUUCCAAGUUAAGAAUGAUAGCACUCGCUUGAAUAAGAC